Acytostelium subglobosum LB1 is the source of this 522-nucleotide messenger RNA. RefSeq lists its product as hypothetical. Bases 1 to 522 code for a protein of 173 amino acids. The transcript has a single exon. NCBI's taxonomy places the organism in Eukaryota, Evosea, Eumycetozoa, Acytosteliales, Acytosteliaceae. The record is from RefSeq and is a predicted model, not a curated record.
AUGAAGGCUUGCUAUGAUGGCAAUAAGACCAUUUAUGUGCUUGGCAAAUCCGUGCCAACCAUCUUCGAUCCAUACCAUCACAAUGAUUUAAUACAAAUCGACAUUGAUACACUCGAAGUCACCAAGGUUGGUCAACCUAACUUCUACAAUGAUAACUAUCCAGUAGAAUUGCACUACUUCAACACACAGAUCUUUGCUGUCAUUCCCAAACACACACAUUUGUGGACGAUCAACCCAUUCAAUGCCUAUGCCAGCCAGUCAUUCUCAUUGGCUGCACGGAUCAAUGCCGCCGAUCCAUCGUGCCAUGAUGGCAAGGGCAGGCUGUACUUUUACAGUGGAUCUGUCCUGUUUGAACUCAACUUGACAACAGUUAUCAGUCAAAAAGUUGGCGGUGAACACAAUCCACCAAAGCUGGAUACCAUGCUAUACUUUAGCCCAGACAAUGUUGCUCUGGUAGAUGGCAAAUGGUAUAGAAUUGAAGACAAUUAUUAUGGUUCAUGUUUGGUUACCAAACAUCAAUAA